AUGUUUCGAUUAAUUUUAUUAUCCGUUUUAUUAAAUGUAUGUUCAAGUGAUAAAUGUAACGUUGAUUUAAAUGGUGUUAAAAAGAAAUGGUCGCAAAGAGCUUUAAGUGAACCAUUCGAAACGGAUGAUGCGUUAUCAAGUCUUCAAGAUGCAUAUAAAAUCACAAUUAAAGGUCAAGAAAUACCCGUUCUUUGUAAAGGUACUGUAAAAGGUCUUGAGAAGUUAUACGAACUUGAUAUGGAUUUUAAUGGAAUCAAAGAAAUUGAAGUGGGAGCGUUUGCUGAUGUUGUGCAUUUAAGAGAUCUUCAUUUGAACAAAAAUAGAUUGAAGCAUAUUAAAGCUGGUGUUUUCAACGAGUUAGGAAUAAGUAUUUUAAGACUGGGAGAUAAUGAAAUUGAGUUAAUUGAUCAAACCGCUUUUGACGAUAUGCCUAAUUUAAGAAUAAUUCAUCUUAAUAAUAACAAAAUAUCAGCUAUAAACAAGGAGUGGUUCAAGAAUACACCAAACGUUCAUCAACUUACUUUAGAAAACAAUUUAAUUACGAGUUUAGUAGAACACAACUUUAAAAACCUUCAGGGUAAACAUGUAUUUUAUGAUUUACCCGCUUGGUUAAAUAUAGAUUUGAGUGGUAAUAAAAUCACAACGAUUGAUCCUAAAGCUUUCGAUGGGUUGGAAGAAUUAGGGAUAUUAUCGUUGGAUAAAAAUGAAAUAUCUGUAUUACACGAAGACACUUUUAAAGAUGUAGGACGUAUAUCGUGGAUUAAUUUAACAUCGAACAAAAUUAGAUGUCUUCCGCAACAUAUGAAACAUAUUUUAAAAGCUGACGCAACAUUCUUGGAAAAUAAUCCUUGGAAUUGUACUUGUUUGGAGACUUUACAACAACAAUUGAAAUGGAGGCGACUUACAAGUAAAGUUAGUAUCAGUAGCGAUGUUUUAAAAUGUAAAAUUGAUGAUUUAAAAUCAACGGUGAGAGAUGUUUUAGCAGAACACGAAUAA
Messenger RNA from Onthophagus taurus, 996 nucleotides. Its product is annotated as insulin-like growth factor-binding protein complex acid labile subunit. Gene Ontology annotation, molecular function: protein binding. The record is from RefSeq and is a predicted model, not a curated record. Lineage: Eukaryota; Metazoa; Arthropoda; Insecta; Coleoptera; Scarabaeidae.